AUGGAUGCUGUGUUCCAGCUCGAUGAUGUAUCAAGAGCUGAGUAUCUGCAGUUACUCAUGCACUCAACUGGCUGCACAUACAUUUGCCUUUGGUCUUACUCGGUUCAAGCAAACUGUUUGAUUGGUUUUGAUGGAUGUUAUGCUCAAGAAAACACUCAGCCAGCUGCUUUGGGUCUCUUCGUUCAAUACCGGCAAUCGGUAUUCCCUCUUGAAAGUGAUCGUAGCCUUGUUCCAGGUUUUGCCUUCAUGCACAAUUUUCCCUACAUUGAACUAGGGGAACCCCGGCUUCAAAAUCAAGCAUCCGACCAGACACAGCAACUCUUUUAUCAGGAAGCAGGAAUUAAGAGGGCUGCGUUCAUGGGAUGCAGGACCGGGGAGAUUGAGUUAGGCUCCUCCAUUGUUGUUCAACUAAAUAUGCAGACGGAGCUGAGAAGGUUUUUCCCAGAAGACUUUUCAAGGCAAUUAUCUCAUGUAGGGAAUCCAAUUCCUACUGACCCGAACCCUAACCUGAACCGACCCUCUUCGUCUUCCUCGUCAUUAAGGUCACUAUCGACCGGUAGUUCGACACCGAUCGAAACAUCAUUGCAACCAAUGUCUUCUUCACCGUUAAUCGUGUAUCCAUGCCAACAAGCCAUGCAGGCGUUAACUCAAAUGCAAAGCAACAUUCAGCUUCCCAUACUAGAAAGUGAAAAUGCGGUCAUAACCAGAGCAAUACUCGCUGUUAUAACCUCUUCAACAUCCACUGAUCCUCCCCAAGAAACUCAAAAAUCUCCUUACAACAUCCAACUAAACCCAAAAGCCACCGCGUUCGAACGUUAUUCCCCGACGACUAUGUUGGCGAGGACGAGUUCACGUGCCCAAAGUCUAUUAAAACGAGCCAUUUUGUUUUAUAGGAUGUUCACUUUCGUGAAAAGUGGUGGACAACCAAUGCGAAGACGUCCCACCGGCAACCAAUUGCAACGUAUGAUGUCGGAACGGAGAAGGCGAGAGAGGCUAAAUGAACAUUUCAAUGCAUUACACUCUCUUCUUCCUCUUGGCACCAAGACAGACAAAGUAUCGGUGCUCACUAGGUCUAGGGAAUACUUGACUUCAUUGAAAGCUCAAAUUGCUGAGCUUAGUAGGCAAAACCAGUUAUUACAGGCUCGGCUAUUGCCUGCUGCUACAGAAGCUAGUGGUUUGUCGAAUGAGACGUCAAGUGUUCUACGUAUACCCGUAUCCGAAUCGAGUGAGAGGUUAAAUGUUCGACUUAUACCAGUACCCGAGUCGACGUCCGAGCAACGGAUGGUCGACUUGAGAAUCGGUAUCAGAGGAGAAUGGACGGUAGAGAAUUUCUUAAUGCGGCUGCUGGAAUUCUUGAAGGAUACAAAUGUGAGCUUGACGUCCAUUGAAGCCAACACCCAGAUAUCAGAACUAGGCUCAGUUAAUCAUGUCAACUUGAGACUCAGAAUUGAGGGCAACGAGUGGGAUGAAACCUCCUUCCAGGAAGCAGUGAGAAGACUAGUUGCUGACAUGGCACAGUGAUUUCAUGUAUUAUUAUUU
Molecule: messenger RNA, 1539 nt
Organism: Hibiscus syriacus
Lineage: Eukaryota; Viridiplantae; Streptophyta; Magnoliopsida; Malvales; Malvaceae
Product: putative transcription factor bHLH041
Exons: 8
Coding region: 1-1521 (506 amino acids)
Molecular function (GO): protein dimerization activity
Source: RefSeq, a predicted model, not a curated record